Messenger RNA from Scaptodrosophila lebanonensis, 916 nucleotides. It is a transcript of the gene Csas, whose product is annotated as N-acylneuraminate cytidylyltransferase A. The coding region runs from base 1 to 732 and encodes 243 amino acids. Gene Ontology annotation, molecular function: N-acylneuraminate cytidylyltransferase activity. The record is from RefSeq and is a predicted model, not a curated record. NCBI's taxonomy places the organism in Eukaryota, Metazoa, Arthropoda, Insecta, Diptera, Drosophilidae. The transcript is spliced from 5 exons.
AUGAAGAACUUUUUAAAUAUAAUAUAUAUAUUGUUAGCUCAAUGGAUUAUUCAAAUAGAAUUUGGAUCAGCUUGCUCAGAAAACGAUAUACACGCUUUAAUUCUUGCAAGAGGAGGAAGCCAAGGAAUAAAACAUAAGAACUUGGUCAAAAUUAACGGAAUUUCUCUUUUAGCUCGCUCAAUAUUGACAAUAAAGAAUGCAUCUGAUUGCUUUGAGAAUAUUUGGGUUUCAACAGAUGACGAAAAUAUUGCAAAGGAAGCGGACAAAUACGGAGCAUUGGUCCAUAAUCGCCCCGCACAAUACGCAAUGGAUAAUACAUCCUCGCUUGAUGCUGUGAAAGAAUUUCUUAAUGCCCACCAAACAAUUAAUAAUGUCGCAUUAUUUCAAUGCACAUCAGUUUUUUUAAAAGAAGCUUACAUAAGACAGGCUGUUGAAAAAUAUAAAAGCCACGAGUGUGUUUUUGCAGUCAGAAGGUCGCACAGCUUACGUUGGGAAUUAAAGAACAAUGUCUUGAUACCUUCAAAUUUUCGUAUAGAGUCCCGACCUAGACGACAAGAUUGGAGUGGAGAUAUGAUUGAAACAGGAAUGUUUUAUUUCUCACGGAGAGAAUUAGUAAUGAGUGGCUUUUUGCAAAAUGAAAAGUGUGCAGUUGUUGAUAUUUUGCCGGAAGAUGCUUUGGAAAUCGACUCUUAUCAGGACUUGAAAAUAGCUCGCUGUAUUGUAGAUAGCUGAUAUAAAUUAUAAGACUGAUCUUCGUUGGUUAAAUAGAUCUGCAACAUAUUUACUUUAUUUACAUUUUACAUAUUCGUCACUAAAAUCACUCAAUCUGUGUUUUUGUUAUGUUUAACAGCAAACACGUUACUCUAAAAGGUCUGAUAAAUAAAGUAAUUAACUAACAAAAAUUUGUAUAGGAAAA